UGUACCUGCUGUAUACCAUCUGACCAUGUGUUCCCACUGUGUAAUGACCAGCCCGACCGAGACUUUUUUUUAAGUUUAAACCUUAAAAAAGUCUGUAGGCCUACCCCAAAACGUAUGCAUAUCUGUAUAAGGGCAGGCUGGAAGAGAGUGUAGCUCAGGGCGAACAAUAUGGCAGGCAAGGAGAUCUGCCGUCUAAUCUGCACUGACGCAAGGGCCAGUCUGCCACCAGUCAUCCUGACAAACCAGGAGGCAGUCGUGCUGGGGCGAUGUCCAAUCACGGGAAUUAUGGACAAGAAGCUGUCACGGCAGCAAGUUGAGGUAAAGGCAAACAUUGAAGGAAGAGUUUUGCAUCUGAAACAGCUUGGUUCACAUCCAUCCCUAAUUGCUGGUACAGCCUUGAUGAAGGACCAAGAAACGACCAUUCUAGACGGUGACAGAUUCCAACUUCUCAACGACAAGUAUGAAUACCAAGUUGUGUUCCUGGCCCAGCCGGCCCCAGAAAGUAUUAAGGCCAAGCCUACAGGAAGCGACAGCAAGCGAGCCAAAGGGGACAUCACAGACUUCUUCCAAAAGAAGACAUCCAAACGAAGGAUUUCCGAAGAUGAACCCUACCCAGAAACCAGCAGUCAGAAGAAACCAAAGAUGGAUGGUCCUUCUAAAGCAACCUCAAAGAGAAACUACCGAGGGACAGUCAGCGACAGUGAAGACUCUGAUGAUGAUUCAUCCAAGAGCACAACCGAAAACUUGAACAUCACCAGUGACACACCCUCUGAAAGAAGUGGCCGCAAAGGAAAAAAUUACCACAGAGUUGUAAGUGAUAGUGAUGACAGUGACGCCGUCAACCAAGCCCCUUCGACAAACACAUCUCAAAAGAAAAACUAUCAUGUAAGAGUUGUUGGGAGUGACAGACAAGAUAGUUGCAAGGACGGCGUCUCCUAUGCAAACAGAACAGCUUUGAAUAACAGGAGUGACUAUAAAAAGCUUAUAUCAGGGGAUGACAGUGAUAGGCACUACAGAGACAAAGGUAACGCUGUAAGAAGGAAGGUGACAUCUCAGAAGAACUAUGGCGGAGCAAUUAGCAACAGUAGUGAUGAUGAUGAUGAUGUCCAGGACCCCGAGUCGAUGUCCAUAAAGGCCAAACUGACAUCCCUUCAGCAGAAUGCCAAACGGUAUCUGGAGAAGCGGUCGGCAAAUUGCCCAGACACAAGCAAGCCCGACAGUCAGCUUCCUGCCACGGUCGAAACGGAUGCGCCCCCCGCUGCAUCGGCUGGAGCAGGGAGCCAAUUAGGCAGGCCUGCCACUGAUUCUGCCUGGGAGGACCGGGGGAAAUUGGUGGUGUACACAAGCCGAGGAGUGCAGGCCAGCGACAAGAUUGCGGGAUUUGACUUAGAUGGAACCAUCAUUACUACAAAAUCUGGAAAAGUGUUUGCGAAGGGUGCAGACGAUUGGAGAAUUUUAUAUCCUGAAGUGCCACGGAAAUUGAAGACUUUACAUUCUGAAGGCUACAAGGUUGUGCUAUUUACCAACCAGCUUGGCAUUGGGAAGGGGAAACUGAAAAUGGAAGACUUCAAAAGAAAAGUUCUUGGAGUCCAGAGCAAAAUAGGAGUUCCAAUACAGGCUUUGAUAGCCACUGGAGAAGGAAUGUAUCGCAAGCCAGUUACUGGCAUGUGGAGGUAUCUGUGCAACCAUGCCAACGAUGAUAUCAACGUGUGCACAAGUUCUUCUCAAUACAUCGGAGAUGCUGCAGGCCGCCCGGUGGACUGGGCACCUGGGAAGAAGAAAGAUUUCUCCUGCAGUGACAGACUGUUCGCACUGAAUGUUGGCGUGCCAUUUUACACCCCUGAAGAGUUUUUCUUGGGCCAGAGGAAGAAUGCUUUCAAUCUGCCAGUGUUUGACCCAAGGAAGUUAUCAGCAUCCGGUCCCAUGCUGGUGCCACAUCAUGCACAGAUCCCAGCACAAGGCCAUGCACAGGAGGUCAUUGUUCUGGUAGGAUUCCCUGCUGCUGGGAAGAGCAGCUUUGUCAAGAGGCAUCUGCUACCCCAUAAAUACAUUCAUAUCAAUAGGGACACCAUGGGAACGUGGCAGAAAUGCGUGGCGGCCACAGAGUCUGCCCUGGUCAAAGGUCAGAGUGUUGUCGUGGAUAACACUAACCCCGACCCGGAGUCCAGGCAGAGGUACACAGCAUGUGCUAAGAAAGCCAAGGUCCACUGCCGAUGUUUUGUCCUCAAUGUCAGCUUAGAUCAUGCCAGACACAAUGAAAAGUUUCGUCGGAUGACGGAUUCUGGCAAGAACCACGCCACCAUCAGUGACAUGGUCUUUCACUCCUACAAGAACAAGUACAAGGAGCCAAUGACGGCUGAGGGCUUCGAUGCCAUUGUCAGAGUAAAUUUUCAGCCGUCUUUCUCCAACGUAAAGGAGGAAUCGCUCUACAAGAUGUUCUUGUUGGAAAAAUGAAGGAUUUCCGACUCCGAGCAAUCAUGAAAUAUAAUGUGGAUUGAAAUGGAAGGAAAACUUAAGACCUGCUUCUGACAUGUUUGCAGCAACAGCAUCUGUGUUGUGGUGGAGUCUGUCACAAGUCCCUGCAAGUCAAUAACAAGUCAUCUAGUCCUGAACCAAGACACAAACGAUUCAAAUGAACUGUGACAAAGACAUUCCUUUGUCAUUGUUCACUCUGUUACAUGUGACUAGUCUUAUGAAAGGCCUUUUAAUAGACUGAACUACAACAUGUGCCGUGUGGCACGGGUGUGUUUAAUAUGACUUCGCUCUCCAUUGCCUCGUGUUGACUAUCAGGACAUGAAUGGCAGGCUGGGAUGGAGUGCAGCCAAACAUUCACUGAGGGGUCGUCCAUUUUUUUAUUCGUCUUAUUUAUAAGCAUACGAAAUGUAUGCUAGGAGAGGGGGGUUCAAAGGCUGUGUACGUGUUUCAUCAACUGAAAAGUGCAUUUAGCAGUCAUUUUCUUGCAUAUGAUUUCUUUAGGGGGAGAGGAGCCAUCUGAUUCCUCAGAUUUUGUCAUCCCUUUAUUAUUUUACUAACGAAGCAGCUUUGCAGUGGAAAGGAGUGGAUUGAAGUUGUCUCUUACUGUCCACAGUAUAUUGACAAUGACACUUAAUUCUGAGUCACAUUUGAGCAUUUCUCCUCAAAGAAGAAUGUGUUUUAAGGGAAGCAUAUUUCUGUCCUGUGUUUCGUUUUCACGUAAAGGAGUUCAAUGAUAAUUGGAAUUUUAGAGAUGCGCCAUACGCUGUCGCCGUAGCAAUUUUUUGCCGUUUGGGUGGGAAAACUGUGAAGUAUGUAAUAAAUCAGUGGUUACACUGUUGGAUGGGGGGCAGGUUUGAAGAGUUUGAAGGUGAGUUGCCUGUGGUUGCAGUGCAUCUUUUCAAACUAAGCUUUCAGUAGGUAACCAUGUGGUACAGUAUAUCAACUCCUGUGUGUCUUGGUGUAACUUGUCUGUGAACCCUCAUUAACUUCAACAGGCAGAAGCAUGGAUUGUUCAACUCUGCCAGCACCCCAGCUCUUUUCUGUCAUGUUAAAGUAAUUUCCCAGCGUAUGCUCCAUUUCCAGUCGACUCCCACUGUUAUGAGCUCAGUAACAAGAUGCCAGAUAUUUUAUGGUACCUGUACGUUCCUGUGGUCCUGAGAACUUUGUUAAAAACGAGAUUUCAUUUAUUCAUAUGAGUAUUUUCACCAGCGAAUUGUACAUUGGUAUUUUUACAGUUUCUACAAGCGCAGUAAAUUUACUGACACCAUUACCUUCCAAAAUGACAAGUCAGGGAGCUUCCUUCAGCAUACAUGCGUCAGUCCAUUGUGAAACUGGAUUUGCUCUUGGACAUCAUACAGUUAUCGAAAGUUUUGUGGAGCUUCUGUAUGGCUUUGUGCGCAGUCUAAAUGGGCAAGUGUAUCUCUUUAACCAGAAAUAGAGAUGAUGAAGGCUGUUGAUUCCAAGUGAAGGAAGACCGGCAUAGGAUGUGAAUGUGGUAUUGUUUCAAGCACCCAGCAAACCUCCAAAAGUCAGACGGACUCACAGACUGGUUCAAGUCUUUAAUAAUUGCAGCGAUCGUUCAAAAAGCAGCUCUGUGUUGGUGCGUAUGAAGACAUGAAAGAAGGUUUACCUAAUUGGUUCUGUAACAUAUUUGCCAGAAUCCUCCUGUUAAAGGCCCACUCCGUGAGUAAAUAAAGCAGCAAAGAUUAGCCUAAGUAUGCUAAGAUUG
Acanthaster planci (crown-of-thorns starfish) is the source of this 4204-nucleotide messenger RNA. It is a transcript of the gene pnkp, whose product is annotated as polynucleotide kinase 3'-phosphatase. Gene Ontology annotation, molecular function: polynucleotide 3'-phosphatase activity; ATP-dependent polydeoxyribonucleotide 5'-hydroxyl-kinase activity; double-stranded DNA binding. NCBI's taxonomy places the organism in Eukaryota, Metazoa, Echinodermata, Asteroidea, Valvatida, Acanthasteridae. Gene Ontology annotation, biological process: DNA repair. The record is from RefSeq and is a predicted model, not a curated record. Gene Ontology annotation, cellular component: nucleus.